This is a messenger RNA of Gilbertella persicaria, 3212 nucleotides long. RefSeq names its product sulfate transporter family-domain-containing protein. Bases 78 to 3110 code for a protein of 1010 amino acids. The transcript has 10 exons. Gene Ontology annotation, cellular component: membrane. NCBI's taxonomy places the organism in Eukaryota, Fungi, Mucoromycota, Mucoromycetes, Mucorales, Choanephoraceae. The record is from RefSeq and is a predicted model, not a curated record.
UCUUCUUUCUUCUGGUUUUUUGUUAUUCUUGCUGAACACAUUCUUUCUAUAUACUGUCUCUCGGGAAUAAUACCUAAAUGGAUCGACAUAACUCCUCAACGUUGUCCAAUACCGGAUUUUCGAGUGAUUCUUUACCAAAAGAUAUCCACAUCAAAAAUAACACAAGAAUGGAUGAAGAAAUACCUUCUCGCUCUUAUUAUUCUUCCCAUAUCCAUAUCGAAGGCCCAGUCAAUGAAGAAGCGCGCUAUUCUGCCUCUUUGGAAUCGAUUCGCGCGCAUUCUUUAGCAUUAGGUGAUAGAUAUAUGCAAGAAUCAAGUCCGGCUAAUUCACCACCAGCAAUUCAUCAAAGCGACGACAAGUUUUUGAAUCCGAUAUCACCCGUGUCGCUUCCAGAAAGCAAGACGCAUUCGAUCUUGUCCAACCUGUUGCAAAGAGACCAUUCCAACCGAAUUGAAGAGGAAGAAGAACAUGAAGAGAAUGAAACAGAAGAAAGACAACACUUGUUAUCACCGUCCUCUUCGUCUUCAACCAGGAAGAAAUUAAGCAGCAACUAUCUCUCGAUUCACGAUGUGGAUCCAGAAAUAGGAGGCCAGGCUCAAGAAGAACAGGAUUCGAGAAAAGAUUAUUAUUAUUAUCGUCAUUGUCUUAGUUGGAAACAGUUAAAGGAUCCACAAGUCUGGAUUGGUUGUUUCACACAGCCAUUGAGUUAUAUACCUGCAGUCAUUCUGGGUUUGUUGUUGAAUUUGUUAGAUGCUAUUUCGUAUGGUAUGAUCACAUUUCCACUCAAUAAUCCCAUGUUUGCUGCCUUUGGUCCAGAUGGUAUUUCCAUGUUCUUUGUGAGUUGUAUUAUUUCUCAACUUGUUUAUUCAUGUGGUGGUAGUGUAUUUGAUGGUGGUAAUGGAAGUAUGAUGAUUGAAGUUGUUCCCUUUUUGCAUAUCAUGGCAGAGAAGAUUGUAGAAACAGUGGGAUCAGAUCGUCCAGAUGUUGCUAUACCCUCUACUGUUGUUGCAUUUGCCAUUAGUAGCAUCAUGACAGGUCUUGCAUUUUUCUUGCUCGGUGCCCUCAAGCUUGGCAAGUUAAUCGGCUUCUUUCCCCGACACAUCUUGGUUGGUACCAUUGGUGGUGUUGGCUGGUUCCUGGUGGCAACCGGUAUUGAAGUAUCUGCUCGAUUGGGCGAGGAUCUCGAAUACACGAUACCCAUGUUCAAAAAGAUCUUUCUGGACUCACACACGUUCUCGCUUUGGUUCUCGACAUUUGCUGUUGCUAUCGUGUUAAGACUAAUUCAAUAUCGUAUCACAUCUCCUUUGGUUGUACCUGUGUUUUUUAUGGUGUUACCAUUCGCAUUUUAUCUCGUUGUGUUUGUCUUAGGAUUCGAUGUCAAUCAAGUGCGUGAAGCUGGCUGGAUCUUUCCACUGGUUGAGAGUAAUACGCCAUUUUGGCAUUUCUAUACCUACUUUAAUCUCAAGAUGGUAGACUGGCGUGCUGUAGCAGAGACCAUUCCUGCAAUGUUGGCAUUAACCUUUUUCGGCGUCUUGCAUGUUCCUAUUAAUGUUCCUGCUCUGGGUGUUUCAACAAACAAGGACGAUGUGGAUGUGAACCGAGAAUUAGUGGCUCAUGGUAUUUCAAAUGCAGUAUCUGGAUUGUUUGGUUCAGUACAAAAUUAUCUUGUGUACACCAAUUCGUUGCUUUUCAUUCGCUCGGGAGGUGACAGUCAUGUGGCAGGCGUUAUGUUGGCCUGUGCCACAGCUAUCCUGUGGAUGAUUGGCCCUUGGAUUGUUGGCUAUAUUCCAGUCAUGGUUGUAGGUAGUUUGAUUUUCCAUUUGGGUCUGGACUUGCUCAAGGAAGCUUUGGUUGAUACUUGGCGUUCUGUUCACUAUUUUGAAUACAUUACUAUCUGUACCAUUAUUGCUAGUAUGGCCAUCUUGGGCUUUGUCGAAGGUAUCUUUGUUGGUAUCAUUAUGGCCUGUAUCUUCUUUGUUGUUCAAAACGCACGUCGUAACAAGGCUAUUCGUGCCAUUUAUACAGGUCAAUACAUGCGCUCUACUGUCCGAAGACUGUAUCGUCAAGAACAAUUCUUGAACCAAGUAGGCGGUCAAAUUCAGAUUAUCAAGUUACAAGGCUACUUGUUUUUUGGAACUGUGGAUCAGUUAGAAAGUGCUAUUCGCCAUAUGCUGGAUGAACACAAUUGGGAUAAGCAUCCUAUCCGGUUUCUUAUCUUGGAUCUUCAACUUGUCCAAGGUCUUGAUUUUAGUGCGGCUGAAGCAUUUGUUCGUAUUCGUCGAUUAUUGCGUGCUCGCCAAGUGUACAUGAUUGUUUGUAAUGUAGCUCGUCAUUCAGAUGAAGAAAAGGCCUUGAUGAAAGCCGGUGUUUGGUCUCAUCAUGAUCAACAACAUGGAGAUAGUGAUCUGAAAUGUUUUGAGCAUAUUAAUGAAGCUGUCGAAUGGUGUGAGAAUGUCUUGUUGACGAGUUUCUUUGAAAAAAAAGCCAAGCAUAUUUUAUCAGGCACACCUGCUUCUACUUUGCCUGUUCCAAGCAAGCAGUAUGAUUAUUCUGACCUGCUUGCAUCUGCUGGCUCACCUCGUCAUAACAUUAUUUCAGAUGCUAUCCAUUACGUCUUUAGUGAAACAAAUGGCCCCAUUGUUCACAAGAACACAAGUCAGCCUACUCUUAUUCUUGUUCAAACAUUUGGUGAAAUCAAUCAAGGCAAAUCACCCAUUGAAUUCUUCCAUAAGCUCAGCAAGUACUUUGAAAGAGCUACAGCUACCAAAAAUGAUACCCUGUAUCGCGAAGGUGAUACUUGUAAAUAUCUUCUUGUUCUUGAACAAGGCUCACUUCGUAGCUUGAUGCAUGUCUUGAAAGACGAGGUGACAGUCGAAACCAUUUUGCCUGGCACUGUAGUAGGUGAAUUAGGCAUGUUUGGACACAACCUUGUGCGUACACGGUCUUUGAUUGCUGACUCAGACUCUGUCUACUGGAAACUGACACGCGAGUCAUUUGAUCAGAUGCGCAAAGAAGAUCCUGAUUUAGCAAAUGAAUUUAUCUUGUUGACUUUAUACUUUUCUUCUGAAAGAUUGGACACCAUGACGCGAUAUGCUUUCCAUUUACAUUAAGUAUCUCUUUCUUGGCAGAAAUAAACAUGCAUGCAGUCUUAUCUGUUCAUUUCAUAUAUUGCAAUUGUGGCCUCUUUUUGGUUAGCCUGAGAAAAAAAAGAG